GUUUAGGAGAUUACGAAGCAUUUGUAUGGAUUCUAAGAUUUGUGCCUGCUUUUCUUGGAAGUCUUAUAGCACCUUGUAUUUAUGAGAUAAUUUUGGAGCUUGGAUGUACUCACUGGGCAGCAUCUUUUGGAGCAUUCCUUGUUAUUUUUGAUAAUAUGCUGAUUGUACAGACAAGGUUCAUGUUCUUAGAUGCUUAUUUACUCUUCUUCAGUGUGUCUUCAUUGAUGUGUUACCUCAAGUUUAAAAAUAAAAAUAAAAGCUGUGCCUUUACAUUUUCUUGGUGGUUAUGGCUGAUCUUGCUGGGUGUGUCACUCACAGGAGCUUGCAGUUCAAAGUAUUGUGCUGUGCUGACCUUGCUCACUCUAGGAAUUGUGAUGUGCCUUGAUUUUUGGAGAAUGAUUGGUGACAAAGCGAUUUCAAAUAAAGACUUGACAAGCCAUUUUGCAGCUAGGGUAUUCUGCCUUGGUGUUAUUCCCGUGCUCCUGUAUCUACUUCAAUUUUAUAUUUUAUUCGCUGUGUUAUACAAAACUGGUCCACACGAUGACAUGAUGUCAAGUCCAUUUCAAGCCAGCCUUGAGGGUGGUCUUGCCAAGAUUACUCAUGGACAAGCACGAGAAAUAGCUUAUGGUUCUCAAAUCACGUUAAGACACACAGGUCGUCAGUGUUGGUUACAUUCACAUGCCCAUAACUACCCUAUCAAAUAUCCAGACGGGCGUGGUAGUUCCCACCAGCAACAGGUCACGUGCUAUAGCUUUAAAGAUGUUAACAAUUGGUGGAUCGUUAAGGAUCCUAAAAGCAACAACCUCCACGUUGACUUCCCACCCCGUCCAGUUGUUAAUGGUGAUAUUAUACAGCUUAUCCAUGGUGUGUCUGGAAGAACUCUAAACAGCCAUGAUGUAGCAGCACCUUUAUCACCAACAAACCAAGAAGUAUCUUGUUAUAUCGACUACAAUAUAUCCAUGCCUCCACAAAAUCUAUGGAGACUAGAAAUAGUUAAUCCUGAUUCAACCAACAAAUGGAUAACGAUACAGUCUGAAAUCCGAUUCAUUCACGUAAACACAUCACAAGCACUUAAGAUUACAGGACUUCAGUUACCUGAUUGGGGAUUCAAGCAGUUGGAAGUUGCAACAGAUCGAGUUAUCAACCAGAAGGAUACUUCCUGGAAUGUGGAGGAACAUCAACAGAAUAUUUCAUAUCCUGAAGGUCAUAUUCCUGAAAAGAAAGAAAGUCCUACAGAUGUACCUGCCGCUAAACCAAUGCCUUUCUUUCGCAAGUUCUGGGAAAUGCAAAAAAAAAUGAUUGAGUCGAAUAAAGAACUGUCGGGUGAACAUACCUUUAGUUCCACGCCAUCCUAUUGGCCAACCAUGAAAAGAGGCGUGGCAUAUUGGAUACACAAAAAUUUAAAUAUGCAGAUUUACUGUAUUGGUAACCCUAUCGUAUGGUGGAUGUCUGCCUCUUCAGUAAUUGCUUAUGCUUUAGUUCUGAUAUUUUAUUCGUUAAGAAGAAGAAGAGCAGUGUAUGACAUUGAUAAUGACGCCUGGGACAAUUAUUGUUUUCUUGGUCAUCUUUUGGUCAUUGGCUAUUUUCUACAUUAUUUCCCGUACUUUGCUAUGGAGCGUACACUAUUCAUUCAUUAUUACCUACCCGGAUUGUUAUUCAAAAUAAUCCUCUUAUGUGUGGUCGUUGAGCAUUUCUACAAUUACAUUAUCGUGAAUCGUUAUAUUCGGUAUGUCAUGCUGACAGUGUGUACUCUGCUAUGUGUGGCUGUCGUUAUUACAUACCAUGUUUUCAGUCCUUUCACUUAUGGUCAUGUCGCACUUACGUCAGCGGAAAUUAAUCGACGACGAUGGCUGCCAUUAUGGGAUAUGUUAUCGCACUCAAACACGUGACCCGACCUUACCGUAAAGUUUUGUUAAGGUGGCUGCCUACUUUUGAACGUUCGAUUUGAGCCCACGAUGUGCGCGCGCUCAAAAACCGCUGAAAAAUCUACAAGAU
This is a messenger RNA of Actinia tenebrosa (Australian red waratah sea anemone), 1995 nucleotides long. Its product is annotated as protein O-mannosyl-transferase 1. Gene Ontology annotation, biological process: protein O-linked glycosylation via mannose. Lineage: Eukaryota; Metazoa; Cnidaria; Anthozoa; Actiniaria; Actiniidae. Gene Ontology annotation, cellular component: endoplasmic reticulum; membrane. Gene Ontology annotation, molecular function: dolichyl-phosphate-mannose-protein mannosyltransferase activity. The record is from RefSeq and is a predicted model, not a curated record.